Paramecium sonneborni is the source of this 9132-nucleotide messenger RNA. NCBI's taxonomy places the organism in Eukaryota, Ciliophora, Oligohymenophorea, Peniculida, Parameciidae. The record is from the annotation of a GenBank genome assembly.
AUGUUAAAAAAUAGUUCUAGUUUGCUAAUAAUUAUCAUUCUGGCUUUAUUUAAGUAUCAUAAUUUGUUAUUAAAGAUAAGCGUACUCAAGCUGUAAUUAUAUAAGCACAGAGACCAUAAUAUUAAGCUUAUCUUAUCCAGAACAGGAAAUAGAUGUUGAAUUGGAUGGCGAGAUUUAAAAUUCUAAAGAAAAUAUUGGGUAUGGUUUAUGGGUGAAAUAUUAGCCUUUCAUCCCAAUUUUAGAUAUAGGUAUCGUAUAAUUAUAAUAUAUUUCAUCAGGUUUAUCAGGAAUAAAUCCAGCACCAUCAGGGCAGUUCAUAUACCUACUUUAAUAAAAAGAAACAAAUUUCGUUUUGUUAACUUUUUAUAUUUCAAUUUCUGAUUAAACAUAAACCAUUACUCAUAAUGUGUUUUAUUCAUUUAAAGAAACAAGUGGCACUUUAGUAUUUAAUUUUGAAUACGAAAAAUAUGAAGGAUAAUGGACCUUGUUUUAUUUUUAUAUUAAUCUCUUAUCGGAAUCAACAAUUAUAGGAUUUUAUUCAUCAGAAUAGACAAUCAAAAUGAAAACGUAGAUAGUAAAUGAUAUACCUGUUCUAGUUAAAGAGAUAAGGCAUUAAAUAGGAGGGAAAUACGAGAUAACAAAUUAUUUGGGAGAAAAUUUAAAAUUAACUUAAUUUAUUGGAAGAUUGUCAACAGUUUUCAGUUAGGGGUCAGUAAAUUUAUUUUAAGAUUUGGAGACAUUUUUAUUAGAUUGUGCAAUUUAAUCUGAAUGUUAAGGAUCUACUUAUACAUUAUCAAGUAGCAAUUAAGCCUUUUUUGGUUAGAGUUAUUUAUUUGAUACAACAAAUGUAUUUGAAUAUCCAAUUUAUGUAAUAAAAGGUUGGUUAAAAUUAUAACUAUCCGAGAAGUCUCCCCUUGAUACAGUGAUAUUUAGAGUGUCAAUAAAUAAAGACUUCUAAGAUGACAUGGAGCUUGGAGAUAAAGAUAUAUAUUUGAAAUAUCAUCAGAAUACCAUUCCAGAGUCAAAUGGAUUUUCAAUAACCACCUAUUCAUACAAUUUUCCAACUUCAAACAAGUACACAAGUACUGAUAUUGAUGUCAUAAGUGAUUUCGGAGCAGAAUAUUUGGAGUUACUUAUUAAUUGGCAUUAUAUUUAAUAUGAAAUUGGAACAAAUAAUAACCAAGGAUAACCAAUUUUUUAGAUAUAUUUUCCAUCAUUAAUUGUUAAGUAGAAAAUUUUCUUAUGGAGCAACUAAAUCAAACACUUCACAGGGACAAUAAUGUAUUAUUAUAUUGGAGGCGAUAAAUAAAGUUAAAAUUAUUUGAAAGGAUAUAUAAGUGAUAUGGAAUUAAUAUCUUAUUGCAAAACUCCUAUUAUUACACUAUCCCCUAACUGUCAUUAUUCAUGCCUCACUUGUGAUGGCCCUAAUAGUAAUAGCUGUUUAUCUUGUCCUUUAAAUAGCCUAAGACAAUAAUCUGUAACCUAAAAGACAUGCACUUGCUUAUAGAAAUAUAUUGAUAUUGAAAAUGAACCAAUUUGUAAACCAGUGUCAGAAGUUUUUCCAUAAAUAACAGAAGUGGAAAUAGAGUUAUAAUGUGAUUCUCAAGGUUAUGAUGUUUGUACUGACGAGAAAAGAGAAUGCUCAUUUGGUUAUUUCUUGAAUGAAGGGUAUUGCUUAUAAUGGUAUCAUAUUAAUAAUAUAUAGUCCUGGAUAUUCAUCAUUAAAUACCAAAAGUAGGAUUUUAUGUUCAAAUUGUAUGCUUUAACCGAAAGAAUUUGAAUGGUAAUUGACAUGCUAUCAAGAUACAAUCACAUAUAUGUAUAAUAAAGAUUUCUCUUAUUAAACAAUCAAAAGAUAGGAUAGGGAUAUAGAAUAUUAUGAAGUAAUUAAAAAUGGAAAUGCAGAAUAAGAAUUAUUUUUAAAAAAGGGAUUUAUUGACUAUAGUUCUUGCAAAGAAGGAUAUUUUCUCAGAGAUAAUAAAUGUGUCUCCUGUAUAAAAGGAUGCCAAACUUGCUAAAAUGAAUUGAUUUGCGAGAUUUGCUAUACGGGUUAUGUUUUAACGAAAGAUUUUUCAUGUGCAUAAUGUUUAGGAUGUACAGACUGUAUUAUAAAUUCGGAAAAAGUUUUAUGCAUAACAUGUGCAACUGGAGCAUAUCUUUCGAAUGGGGCUUGCAUUCCUUGUGGAUAGAACUGUUCGAGUUGUAAUUCAAAUGGUAGUUGUCUAUACUGUGAUGAUCCUUCUAAGUAUUUUUAAACAUUUGAUGGUCAUAAUUGCUAACCUUGCAGUAUAAAAAACUGUAUUUAUUGCUAUUAAUACUAUAUCAAAGAUGGGAUUACUCAUACUACUCUUGAUAUAAAUUAUGAAAUUCUUGAAUCAAGUUAAGAGUAAUUUUAUAUUGGAUGCGCUCUCUGUCAAGUUAAUCUUUAUUAUAAUUAAUUAACAAUGACUUGUUCAGAAAAACCUCUUAAUUCUUCAACAAUUGAUGAUUGCACUUUUGGACUCAUUAUCAAUUCUUUUGAUGAUACUGAAUGCUUGAUUAGUACAACAAGUAAAACUUCUACUUAAAAUACAGAUUGCUUAUCAAUACCAAACUGUUAACAAUGUAUUAAAAAAUACACCAAAACCAUUACUUUUUGUUUAACUUGUGUAGAUGGAUAUUAUUCAUCAAUAUUAACUGGUUUAUGUAUAAAAUGUGAAUCUAAUUGUAAGACUUGCGUUUAAUAGAGUUAACCUUAGCAAGAUUAUUGGAAAUGGAAUAUAAAGGCUUUUUAUAAAUAUGUUUUUAAUUCAGAUAAUUCACACCCUUUUGAGAUUUAUGCAGUAGACACUUUCCAAAAUGAUUUUGAAGUAAUUUGUACAUCCUGUCCUUUAGGGUAUAUUUUAGAAGAACAUAAGUGCAUAAAAAAUUGUGAUUUAUAAUGCACGAAAUGCCAGGUAAUAAAUGGGGUUGCGACCUGUGUAUAAUGUUAAGAAACUCUAUAGGGAUUUUUAAAGAGUUAAGAUUCAAAUGGAAAAUGUUUGACUUGUCCAAGUAAUUGUCGAGCAUGUUUAGAAAGGACUGAUGAUGAAAUUAUUGAAUUGAAUCCGUAUUUCAUUCUCUCUCCAACAAACCUUAAAUAUACAAGAAUUUGUUAUGAAAAUUUCAAUUUAGAACCUUCUGAUUUUGGGGGUAAAUACUUUAAUUAUCAAUAAUUAAAAACUAUUACUUUUUGUGAAAAAUAUAAUAAAUGCUACUAUCAAGUUAUUUUGGUAUAAAACAUCUAUUGUAAUUAAAACCAUUUUAAAUAAAUUUUAGAUAGUUUAUCAGGAUAAGCUUUAUAGGAUUUUAAAAUGAAAAAUCUUUAUAUAUCUGAUCUCUUUUUAGAGGGUUAUUUACCUAAUAUAGAAACAUCAGGAUUAUUUUAGUAUUUAAAUGAGAAAGUUAUAAGGGAAGUAAUUUUGGAAUAUACACUAAUUUAAGAUUAGGGAAAGGCUUGUAACAUUCCAUCAGAAUCACUACUAUUUUCAAAAAUUCAAUAAAAUGUCUUUACUGUUUUAACUGUUAAUCUAACUUUGAUUGGAUAGUCAUACCCAACCACUCUAAUUAUAAAGGAUUAAUUAACUUUGAGCAACUUUACAACUAUUUCUUUUAAAAAUAUAUAAUUUGAUUUGAUUGUUUCAAGCUGGGAUUAAAAGUCGACAAGUAUUCGGUUAGAAAAUACAAAAAACUUAGUAAUUCAUGAUUGUGAUUUUACUACAAGAAAUCCUAAACGCGAAAUACUAUUUAAAAUUAUUGCUAUCUAUGAUUAACCCUAUUCUUUGAGUCUCAUUAAUUUAACUUUUUAAAAUGUAAAAUUUAGAAAUUCUUAAAUAUUUCAUUUAAAAUCAUUUAGUAGAUUGAACGUUUAGAAUUUAAAAAUAAUCAAUUCAUAUUUUAGUGCAUCAUCAUUAUUUGUUUUAAAUGAAGAUUUUUAUUUUAACUUAUCGUUGAAAUCUACAAACAUCUUUAAUACAACUUUUGAUGGUGGGUUUUUGAUAUAUUAUAAGGCAGAUGGAGUCAUUUCUUUUGAGAAUUUAUAGAUCCAAGAAAUUAAACUAUAGACAGUAAACAUUAUAAAGGACUCUUCAUUAUUUUUUAUUAAAAGUGCAAAAGCACUUAAACUUCAAGGUUUAAUUAUGUUAGACACUAUUAUUUCAGAAAGCUCAUAUUUUUUCAUUUCGAAUACUUUUGAAUUACAGGAUUUAUAUAUAAACAAUAUAAAUAUUUCCAAUAGCAGAUUAUUUAGUAAUGAUUUAGAUUAAGCAAAAUAUGAUAGUGAUGUUUCAAUUAUUAAUUGCACAAUUGAAAAUGUUUAUUAUGAUAACGAGUAAGCUAUCAUACAAUUAAUCUCACUAGAAAAGACGUUUGCACUAAAUGUUUCUAUAAAAUAAUUUAAAUUAAUAAAAAGUCUAAUUACAGUAAAAGUUCAAUUUAAUUAUAUAUAUUACUAUUAAUCUAUUAUUUAUUUAGAAUGCUAAACUUGUGAAUUAGAGGAUGUGGAAAUUCAAAGAGGGCAUGGUCUACCAGAAAUAGCAAUUUUAAAGUCUUAGAGUUUAUUAAUAAAUAAUAUAAAAUUCACAUAAAUAACUUUAUUUCGAUCUAAAACACUUCAUUAAUCAGUUGAUUGCAUGCUCAAUUAUGCAUAUGAGGACAUGUAUUUUUAUUUAUACAUAGGGUUUUAUCAUACUAUUACAAUCAAUAAUUUAGAAUUAUCCAAUUCUAUUACUUAUAACAACCCUUUUAUAAUUAUUGAAGCUUAUAACUUGAGAGAAAAAAUACAAAAUGAAUAUAUAAAUAUCCAAAAUAGUAAAUUAGAAUCAAAUAUGCUAAUUAUAACAAAAAGAAACACAUUUUCUUCGCUAAUAUCAUUAAUUUCUGAAUAAAAUUGCAAAAUUAGUAUUGACAACGUAUUAUUUAAUAACAAUCAUUUAAAUUAAUACGUUUAAGAUUUAUCAAGAUAAUCGGCAACUACUUUAUUACUCUAGUUAUAAUAAGGUGAUGUUUAAAUAUCUAAAACAAUUUUUAAAUAAAAUAUUGUCACAAAUUCAACUGAUCCAAUAUUAUAUAUAAAAUCAAUCAAUGUUUUAUUCCAUUAAAAUCAAUUUACAAACAACAAUAUUUUAGAACUUUAGAUUUUAGUUAAGAAUUUGUUAUUAUUUGAAGAUUAAAAAUAAUAUAAUGAUGGAAUGAGCUUAAUGCAAGUAUUUCCAAUUAAUUCAAAAGGUGGUAAUGGUUUGAUAAUUGCAAAUAUCAUCACAAUAGACAAGACAUCAGUCAAUAAUUCUUUUUCAUAACAUGGAGGUGGGUUUUAUAUGAUAGCUUAGGUUACAGGGACAAUCUAUAUUUAAAAUUCAAUCUUUUAAAAUACUUUCACCAGUUUAUCAAGUUCUUCAUUUUCAACAGGAGGUUGCCUAUACAUAGAUGCCGAAUUAUCAGCUUUAGAUCUUCAAAUACAUUCAACAACGAUAGAAAACUCAUUUAGCAAAAUAUAAGGUGGCGGCAUCUAUAUCAAACCUUCAUUAUAAUAAAACUAUGUAAAACUACAAAAUUUAACAAUAAUAAACUGCUUUUCCAUCUAAUAUGGUUUCUUCUCAUACUUAUUAUCAAGUCUUUAGAACAUAAAUUCCAAAGUUUAAUUUAGUGGAACACAAUUCAUAGUGACAAAAACAGUUUUCAUGAAAUUUUUAUCUCUUUUAGAAUCACCUACAAAUGAUGAUAUAGAUUUUAUACGAAAUAACAAUCCUUUGAUUAAAGUUAAAUUUGGAUCUGUGUUAAUAGAAAAUUGCAGUUUUAUUUCAACCCAUAUUUAAUUUUUGAUAGAUAUUGAAUUUGCAACCAAUAUCUUGAUCUAAGAUAUUUUGAUAAUUAAUUCAACAAUCUUAUUUUCUCCUUUGAUUAGAUUAAGUUUAAGAUAAUGUAAUUAAUUAUAAAUAUUAAUUAGAGUUGAAUGGAAAUAUUUUGUUAAUAAAUAUAAAUGCAAAAUAUGUUUAAUAGCAUACUAAUUAUUCAGAUUCAGCUUGCUUAAAUUCAACUUAUUAAUCAUACUAAUCUUUAACAUGUUCAAGGGGUAUCCAAUAAGAAAACCCGAUUUUAAAUGAUUAUAAUACAUCUCUUAAAUAGGAAUAUUAAUAACUUUGUAAUUAAAAAGAAGUUUAUUAAGAUGCAAAUUAUAGUUUUAGUUUGUUUGAGAUUGAUAACUUGAAUAAAAAUCAUAGUUUUGAGGUUAAAGGAUUAAAUUUGGAGUCUAUUACAUGUGAGUCUUGUGAAUAUGGCAUCUUCAGAAUAAAAGGUAUAAUUUAAUCAUAAAUCGAAAACAUUCUUUUUGAUAAGAUAAAAAUUUUCAACAGUUAAUGUGGAUAAACAGGAUGCUUAUCAUUAAUAGAAUCUGAAGAAGAAUCCUUUCUAAGAAGCGAUUUUCUCUCAUCUAAUAGGAGUAGAAUACUUCAGAAACUUGAUUACACAAAUUUAAUAUAUAAGUUAGAAUAUUAAGCGAGAAUAAUUAAUAGUAAAUUUAUAAAUAAUAAUGCAAUAUAUGGAGGAUCAUUGUUGAUUGUUUAAACAAAAACAAUUAUUCAUAAUUGUUUAUUUUAAAAUAAUAAAGCUGAAAUAGGAGGGGCAAUUUAUUAUCAUUCAAAUGAAUUUUCAAUGAUCAUAUUAAAUAGUUAAAUAAUUGAUAAUGAGGCAAAAAUUGCUGGAGGAUUGUAUUUAAAUAAAUAGUAACUUCAGGAAACAAAGUAAUUAGAUUUAUUUUUAUCUGAUAAUAAUUCAACUCUAUUUGGAUCAGAUAUUUUAGAGAAUCCAAGAUCUUUAACCAUAUCUAUAGAUGGAGGGCAGACCUUUUUAAAUAAAAUAUAAGUAAAAUAAAGCUCUACUAUAAUUAUUGAGAAAAUAGUAGUCACUGCCUAUAAGAUAUUGGGAUUAUCUAAGAGAGUAAAAUAUUUAACAUUUCCUUCUGGUAGAUAAAUAUAUUCUUACGAAUUCUUUGAUUUAUUUAAAUCAGAGUAUGUUCCUUAUAAUCUAUCAUUUCGAAUUAUAGCACUUAAUAAAUAUAACACUCAAGAGAAAAAAUUGGUAGGAACUACAUGCACUCUGACUCCCACAAUAAUGAAUACUACUAGUGAUGAAGCAGUAAAAGGAUUAAUCGGAACUUUAUCCUACAGUAAUGUGAAAUUUAAUGAUAGCACUGGUGAUUACAAUUUAGAUGAUUUAAUCAUAUACUUCAAUCCAACAUAUGAGGACGAAAUCGUCUUAAGAUUAAAUAUUUAAUGUAAGAUUAUAUAAAUCCCAUAAUAUGAAGUUACUCCUCCUUAUUUAAUUAAAAAUUAUAUAACAAAUUAUAAUUUAUUAGUAGAUAUCAAGACUUUCUAAUGUUAAUUGGGUGAAUUCUUCAAUGGAACUACUGGAGGAUGUAUAUUGUGUGAUGUAAUCUAAAAUCAAUACUCUGUAUAAUGGAACGCUUAGAGUUGCAGUUUUAAAGAUGACGUAAAAAUAAAAUCAAUAAAAUCUUCCAUGAUUGAAUUAAGAUAAAGUUAUUGGAGGGCAUAUUAUUUUAGUGAAACAAUAGAAUAUUGUUACCAUCUGAUUGAAAAUUGCGAAGGAGGAUGGUUACCAGGAGAUCAAUCUUGUAUAAUAGGACAUAUAGGGGCUUUGUGUGAGUAAUGUGAUUUAUAUAAUACUCGAGGAGAUGGAUCUUAUUCUGUAAGUUCUAAAUAUUCAUGUGGAAGUUGUGAAGAAAUUUCUAGAAAUUUAUUAACUAUAGUGUUCAUCAGUAUUUGGACCCUUAUUUCAAUUUUGAUGUCUGUAAGCAGUACUGUAUAGAUGAUUGAAGAAUUUAUUAUCGGAAUUCGAUUAAAAGCACUAGGAGUUGCUGUCGUUUUCAAAUAAAUUUCUACUGCUAUAUUAAUUAAGAUACUCACAAAUUAUUUGUAAAUCAUUUCAACAAUUGGUACAUUCUAAUUAUAAGUGCCUUCAGAAGUAGCAUCAGUAGUUAAUAGUGCUGGUAAUCCAAUUGAAUCAAUGGCGUAUUCUCUUGAUUGCUACUUAAUAUCCGUUUCAGAUAUUACAAUCAUAUACUUUAGAAUUAUCUGGAGUCUAAUGAUGGCAUCUUCAUAUCUCACAGUGUUUUUCGCUUUGGGUGGAAUAGCAGUGAUGGUUAAAUUUAUUAAAUUCAAGUUUUCCUAUAUUGCUACUUCUUUUAUUUACGUUUUUAUCUACUUACAACCAAAUUUAAUUGGAAGUUUAAUUUCUUUAAUAUCCUACAGAGUAAUUUCAGAUGAAUAUUGGAUUUAAGGUAACGUCUCGUAUCGUUAUGCUACUCUUCAGCAUGUUAAAUGGUUAUACGGAUUUUGUAUACCGUUAUUGUUUUUCUUUGGAGCAAUAGUGCCUGCUUACUUAUGGUAUGGAAUUAGAAAAAAUUUACAUCACUUAGAUCUUACUAAAGUGAGAUAAAUUUGGGGCUACCUUUAUAAUGAAUAUAAAUCAUAUGCUUAUUAUUGGGAAACCAUCAAAAUCCUUCAAAAAGAAUUAAUCAUAAUUGUAUUAGCUUAUUAUGAGGAUCACAUUCCGAUUAAAGCAUCCCUUGUAUUUUUAAUACUAUUUGGAUAUAGCUUUCUAGCCACUGCUUAAAAACCUUAUAUGUCUGGCGAUCUUAACUACUUAGACUCUAAAUCUACUGUUGUUUGUGCAGUUUCAAUAAUAUUGAGCAGUUCUAUUUACACAGCCUAAUAAUCAAAUUUAUAAGAAAUCUUUUGGCCAUUCUAUAUAAUUAUUGGAAUUUUAAAUGGAUUAUUCAUAGCAUAAAUGCUUCUUAAAAUAUCAUUUGCUUAUUUUGUAUAAUUGAGUGAUCAAAUUGAUAAGGUAAAGGAUUUUAUUAAAGCUCGUUUCCCUUAUUUAAUCAUUAGGUACCCCUUUUUAGCUUAGCUAUUAGAAAGUAGGAAGAAAAAAUAGGAUAAGAUAAGAAAUAGAUUUAGUAAAUUAAGAACUUAUCUAAUAACUUAAGCUAAAAAGAGAUUAGAUUUAAAAAAGGAAUUAUUUAGUUUUUAAACCCCAAUGUUAAACAGUAUAUCUAAAUCCUGGAAAAGUGAUUAAAAUUAAUUUAAUCAAUAUAAUUGA